AUGUUUACCCGAUUCUUCCUUAGAACCAACUCAAUAUCGUAUACAUUCGCGUAUCUCCGCAUCAAAACUCCUCAAUGCAUUCCGUUGCCAGCAUCAUCAAACCUCCGUCCGUUCAUAUUCAACUGCCCUGCUGAAUCAAGCAUAACCUUUAGUAGCAUUUUCCACCAGCUGCACUGCCUCGCCAUGAUCCAAAGCAUUGUGCAAGGGCUGAAAGAAGAUACAAAUCCCGCACACAUCCACAUGCGUCACGACCAUGGACACAGAGGCCCUAGGUCUGGAAUAGGCAAUAAGCAUUGGCAACAUUGCUUCGAUUAUCUACGUCAAAUAAUCCUUUGCAAUGAUGACCCCGCCAUUGAAGAACCAAGGAUUAAUUCGACUGGGACAAAAUUCAUCGAUGUAAUAGUAAAGCGUCAAUUUUGUGAUCACAUUACUCUCUUCACGGCGAGUGUCGAGUCUUUUCGAUACGCCAAUGAAGAGAUUCGGACUGGUAAAAGGAAAUUUGCGUAUCACGAUUGA
Messenger RNA from Bipolaris victoriae FI3, 516 nucleotides. RefSeq lists its product as hypothetical. NCBI's taxonomy places the organism in Eukaryota, Fungi, Ascomycota, Dothideomycetes, Pleosporales, Pleosporaceae. The transcript is spliced from 4 exons. Gene Ontology annotation, biological process: mycotoxin biosynthetic process. The record is from RefSeq and is a predicted model, not a curated record. The coding region runs from base 1 to 516 and encodes 171 amino acids.